AUGCCUGGGGAAGGCGUUUCUCUCUCUUGUGUUACUGGUUUAUUGUUACUCAUCCUAAGCCAAGAAGCCAUGUGUAUUUUUCUCCCCAAGUUUUCAGACAUCUAUCUUUCCCAUCUGCACUACCCAUCCCUAUUUCCUUCUUUGCAUAUCACACAAAGUGCAGUCCAGCAUCAUAGGAAACAGGUGUACCCUGACCCUGUUUGUGAGUUUCCACAAAGGGUCUGGGGUGAGGGGAAGCACAUCCAGGGGCCCAUGACCAUGUCCUAUGCCUUCACCUCCCUCCUCUUCCUCUCGGGAAUGAAAGGAACCUUGACCUGCCUGAGAUGCAGACUCUGUGAUAACACACGAGAUCAGACCUGCUUUCCAGCUAUUUCAGUCACAUGCUCAGGCAGUGAGCAAAGAACAACAGAUUACUAA
Messenger RNA from Rangifer tarandus platyrhynchus (Svalbard reindeer), 417 nucleotides. NCBI's taxonomy places the organism in Eukaryota, Metazoa, Chordata, Mammalia, Artiodactyla, Cervidae. The record is from the annotation of a GenBank genome assembly.